AAACGAAAAACGAUUUCUUCCAUCUUCGUCUUCCUCCUGCCGCCUACGGGAUCCAAGGAGGGCAGGGAGGGAGGAUUCUCCCCGCGGACCCAAUAAAAGAAACCCAAUCUCGCCUCGCCCGAGACCAGAGAGUUGUUUACCGCCCCUCCAUCUCAUCAAAGGGAUAAAUAAAGAACACCAUUGCCAGAAAGCCGCAGGCGUUAGGUGGUGGUGGUGGUGGUGCGUGCCAGUCAAAGAAGAGGUCUGGGAGGGAGGAAGAAUCAACAUCCAUCCAUCCACCAACCUACUCUUCCUCCUCCUCCUAUCCCCUCCCAUUCUCGCCACGCCGCGCCGCACCGCACCACGCCGACGAGAGGGUCGAAAGGGGGAGCCUUGCUCGAUUUGAUUCCCGUGUGAUCCUUGGUUGAUUAGAGAUGUGCCCGCUGAGGGUGAUACUCAUCUUCCUCUCCGCCACCAUCGCCGGCUUCUUCCUCCUCCGGGGCCUCAACGCCGAGCCGGACCUGUUCCAGGACGACGCAGCCGCCGCCGUCGCGGGGAACGACGACGACGACGACGAGGGGUCGCCCAGGGAACCCGCGCCGCUCCAUUCCAAGGUCGCAUCUGCCGCGAAGACAGGAUUCUGGACGAUGGUGGACAUGGCAAGCGGGCGGUACCUUUGGAGGACCCUUGUUGCACCACCGGCAAAAUCUGAAUCCGAGAAGGCCCGGUGACGAACAUUCAUUACCUGUUUAACUGGAGUGCCAGAAUGGGGAUGAUUUGCAUUGUAUCUGUUUUGGUUACAUCUUGUGUGUAAUGCGGCGGCAGUUGUAAGUUGUAACAUGGGGGUUGAUGUAUGUUUGGAGUAAAUGUGCCAAAUUGUUUACGUAUGAACCGUGUGUCAUAUUCAUAUAUGGUGGGACCCUGGGAGUAUGGUGUAUGGGUAUCGAACUAAAUUUGCAUGUGUUUGAAUCAUUGUUUCCACUUU
This is a messenger RNA of Hordeum vulgare subsp. vulgare (domesticated barley), 964 nucleotides long. RefSeq lists its product as uncharacterized. Bases 414 to 710 code for a protein of 98 amino acids. Lineage: Eukaryota; Viridiplantae; Streptophyta; Magnoliopsida; Poales; Poaceae. The record is from RefSeq and is a predicted model, not a curated record. The transcript has 2 exons.